Molecule: messenger RNA, 3285 nt
Organism: Daphnia magna
Lineage: Eukaryota; Metazoa; Arthropoda; Branchiopoda; Diplostraca; Daphniidae
Exons: 5
Coding region: 176-2671 (831 amino acids)
Source: RefSeq, a predicted model, not a curated record
GGCAUACUCUGAGUGAAUUAGCGAUUAACUGUUCCAUUCCAGCUCUUAUCGCAUUUAAAAGCGUAAAAGUUCAGAGCAGAUUAACAUAUUUGAUAAGUGUUGGUUACUUAGUUUACUGUGAAGAUUGGUAGCUAGUUUAUACUUUUGCAAUUUUGUGUACAAUUUGACUUCUCUGAUGACCAUACUAGCGGCUAUCGUUAAAGCAGGAAUGAUGGAAAAACUAACGGACCCCGUCACAAGCGACAGCGAAUUAGAAGAGGGAGAGAUAGCAAACGACGAUAUAGAAAUCAUUUCAGAAUUUAUACGUCAUCCUCCCAUUAAAUCCCAGAUGUUAAACUCCAGGAAAUCUGUUCUUGAAACUAAUGUGGUGUCAUCUAGGAAACCAGAUAGUUUUACAGAAAACCGAUUACACAGUACGAAGCAUCCAGGGUCUGGCAUAAACAGUGGAGGAAAUAGUGGGAAAAUGGAGUUGAAACAUGUAGGUGGUUUAAAGCCAGCCCAAAGAUCCAGUAGGGGAAAAUCAUCUGUUUCAUCAAAGAGAAAAUCACCACCAAGAAUGCUUAAAAGGUUAGGUCAAUCCAGAUCGAGGAUGGAUAGCAAUAGUAGUUCUAGAAAUCGAUUCAGUGGUAGUAGGUCCAAUAGAGAAAAGGUGCCCUCAAACCAGGCUAGGAAAGAAGAAAAACCAGGCAACUCUGUGACAAUAGGAUCUGAAGAAUCCAAAGAUAAGAGAUGGAAACAAUCUUUUGAAUUGAUUACUCCAGGUUCUGUGGAAAGCAUGGAAGAGGAUUCUGGUUCAGAUGUUGAUGAAGAAAUUAAAUUACGAAUAGAAGCCCUGAAUUCAGUUGUUGUGAAUGCAAAACCAAAAGAAAUUUCCAAUUCAGAUGUCACAUUACCCCAAACAAAUUCCAUGCCAGAGCCAGUAAUCUCUAGUGGAAUACAGGAAGAGGAAGAAGAAGGAGACGACGAAGAUGAAGAAUUACUGAGGGCGCAGCUUUUAAUCGAAGUGGCUCGAAAACAAACAAAAGAUUUAGAAGUGCAGAUGCAGCCUGAGCAGAAAGAUAAAAAAGUUGAUGAACCGCCAAUGCUGAAUCCUGUUAUCGAAAGGCGAAAUCUUCCGAUAAAGGUUCCACUGAAACCUAUUCAUAUCCCAAAAGCUGACCGGCUUGUAAUUGAUUUGCGGAAUGAUUCUUCCGAUUCGAGUGACGAAGAAGAAUACAAUGUAGAAAGCUCGAUCGCUGCCCUUCUUAGAACAGCCCGUCAGACAGUCGAGGAGAGGAAUGCAGCUAUACCUCAUGCCCUUUCCCAUUUACCCCGUAACCAACAAGAAGAGUAUCAGAGGCUGAAACAAGAGAUUCUUCGACGUGAAAACCAACUUCUAAAGCAAGGAGCGUCCAAAGUUCCCACCCUUGUCUUGCCCCAGUUAGAUAAUAUUCCCAAAGGCGAUUUAUCGGCUUCCGUUCAGCAACCUGCAACUCAAGAGUCUAGGGUCGUUUCUAGGACUACCACUUACGAAAAGCCCAUUCUUGUUUCUUCUAAAAUUGAUUUAGUGCACUCGGCGGGAAAAGACCGGUCAGCCGCAUCCCCCAAGCCGUCCGUGGAGUUGACUACAUCGCGAAGACAAGCUCCGAUCAUUCCGCCACCCACUGUCCCCUUUGGUGCCAAUGCUAAAGAAAACGAACUAAAUGUGGAAAAUAACAAGAAAUUGGGAGAAACUCUGGCAGCAAAAUCACAUGCCACAGUAUCGACGCCUCGUGCUUCUGAUGGACCAAAGAUCAAAUCCCCGUUGAAAUCCAAUGAAUCCAGCUCACCGAAGCUUAUCGCCUUGAAGCAACAGCUCCUCCAUAAAAAGCGUGACUUGGCGAUGACAAAAGAGACGCUUAAGAACCAGUUGGGAUUAGUGGACAAAAAUCGAUUAUUAUGGUUAAAUAGUAGCCAAGAAGUGAGUCGGCUAAGGGCUUUGCUCCAAACAGCGGAAGAGACCGAGCGACAGCUUCGCACACAACUCACCAAUUCUCAGCUUCAAACACAACGUUUAAAAACAAAAAUGCAGUCAAUUGAACGUCAAGUUACUGUUCUUAACAGUGGUAUAGGGACACAUCGGACGAGGCGCAUGUCUGCCAAAUUUCGACCAAAAUUGACAACUCAACCUGGAUUGAACAGUUCAACGACUAAUUUUAUUUUACCCCCUUUAACACCCCUUCGUGUUAAACCCCGAGUCUUUGCCAAAGCAUUGGCUAAAACCAAUCACCUGACGUAUCGAAAGCCUGCAGAGGCUGCUAUUGACAGUGCAAUGUCAAUUAAGGGCGCAGCUCAAACCAAAACGAAACAGACCUUUCCAAAUGUUUUAGAGGGCAACAAAAUCCUUCACGACGAACACUGGCUCUACGGUACCUUAGGCGAUGACUGGAGUCAUCCGAAUAAUGUCAGCAGUUACCCGAUAUGGUCUCCACACGGACAUGCCAGCCGAUUCCUUAGCAACGAAGAAUUUCGUUUAGAUUCAUCACUCGUAGUCUGCCGUUACCAACUGGAUUCGACUUGUUGCCAAGUGGUGCCAUGCCCGUUUCAGCACCUUCCCCAAAAGGAUGCACGACGUCUAGAGAAGUCAUCUCCGAUGGUCUCCAAAAGCACAGCCAGGUUGGCAACGUUGGCCCUUCCGCAGCUCACGUUUUGACAAAACCGGCAGCAGGAGAGUCUAUACUCACUUAUGUUUGCCUUUUCAUUAGUGUUGAACCAAGUUGCUGAAUGAGCGUCAAAAAUCGAUGCUUUUUGGUACAAACUAAUUUUUUUUCUUUUCCUAGUUCGGGCCGGGUCGAGCUAUAACCUUGUUACGAAAUUGACAAAAAAAAAUAUAAAAGAAAAUGAUUCCUGAAAAACAUACAUAAGCAAGUUAGUAGCAUAACUCAUGCUCUACUGUGCCAAAAUUCAUGAGUGGCAGCGUAAGUAUAAAAAUUUUUUUUCGUUUUGUCUUCCAUUCGUUGGGUUUGACUGAGGAAAAAAAAGAAAAGUUUUGUGAUAAUAUAUUUAGCAACUAAACAUGUCUGCCGAUUAGUGUCGUGUCUUCAGACACUUGCCCAAAAAUCCUGAGUGCUAAAACGAGUUCGCGGCAUCCGAAGAACAGCAUGGAAAGCAGUCAAUUAGUGCGUCUUUACUUUUUCAAACCAGCCUUAAAGCAGCUUUAAUUGCUGUUCAUCGUAUUUCAAGAAACAUUGUCAUACCUCAUCGGUGAAAUCGUCUGUGUAAUAACUGGAAUGAAGAGGAAAAAAUAAAUGUACAAAGACCUGGUCA